Parnassius mnemosyne (clouded apollo) is the source of this 6142-nucleotide messenger RNA. The record is from the annotation of a GenBank genome assembly. Lineage: Eukaryota; Metazoa; Arthropoda; Insecta; Lepidoptera; Papilionidae.
GAGGUCUAGUAGUUUGAAAUUUGCGGUGUUUAAAAAUUAAUAACAGAUUAAAAGAUUUAAACAGUCUAAACUUAUUAUUUCAUUAACAAUUCAGAAGUGGGAUUAGUUAGCCCAUGUGUUUUAUACACUAAAUCUACUGAAAGGUAAAAUAAGUGAGGAUUGGAUUUGAGUUCAUUCCAGUCCACUUCCUUAAGCCCUAAAGCUAUUAACAAUGAAUUCUUAUUCGUGUGACCCCAUUAAUGAAAAUACAACACCAAAUGCAACACCACCUUUACCACCCAGACGCAGUAGUAGUAAUACUCACAUCACGGAUAAGCGAAUGUCAUCAAGUAGAAGUAAUCGCAAAGUUUCAUGCUCUCGCAGUAAAUAUAGGAGGACUGCAUCGCGUUCUCCUGCAGAGAGUGAUAAUCGCUCUCAUACGUCGCAAUAUAGUCAUCGUAGAAGCCGUUGUCGGACACCAGUAUCAUCAAGGAAUCGAUACCGAGUCAUGUCUCGGACAUAUAAUAAACGACAAUCACAUGACCGAGGUAGCUUAAGUAGCUCGUCAAAAGGUAGAAAUUUGUUGUCAGAAUCGGGACGAUCGGGAACAGAAUAUACUCAAAGGCAUUCGAGAAAUACUUUGAAGCGAAGUAGAUCAAAUUCUUCAAUUUUAUCCAAAAGCCAUAAUUCUAAAGUACGGUGUCAUGGUUCACGCGAGUCACUUAGUUUAAAGGAAACACCGAAUACAACGCUGCUAGAGCAAUUAGUUAGUGUUCUCAACAAUAAAAUUAAUGCUGGGUCUCCUGGUACUGCCAUACAUAACGCUCAGCACAUGAUAGCAGAAUUCGACCCACAAGCUAAGUCACAGACAAUGAAAGAUUGGCUUUCUAAAAUAAACGAGUCAGCACAUGUGUACGGGUGGUCAGAACGUCAAACGAUAUUCUGUGCUUUGCCUAAGCUGAAAGGUUUAGCCAAACGUUGGUAUGAUGGACUAACAAGCAUUAAAUAUACCUGGUCGGAAUGGCAAGAUAAACUUUUAUCUGCAUUCCCGUGUGAGCAGAACUAUGGGGACUUGUUGUCCGAAAUGUUAAUACGAAAAACAAGACGCAACGAAACAUUGGAAGAGUAUUAUUACGACAAAAUUAUGCUUGUCAACAGAUGCGAACUUAAAGGCAGGCAUGCGGUAGAUUGCUUGACUCACGGAAUAUUUGAUUCAAAUGUGAGAAUGAAUGUGCAAGGAGCCAACCUUCAAGAACCUGAAGAAGUCUUGAAGUACUUUAGAAAUAUAUCGAGUAAGGUUGUAGACACGGUUAAGAGAUACACUCCGAUUAAUCGUGAUAAUACGGACCACAGUCACAUUAAGAAAACUAUGGACUUAAACGUGAGAAGACAAGUUCUGAUAACAUGUUUUAACUGUGGUGAACAAGGUCACACUGUCACAAGAUGUUCCAAGGAGCUUAUUAAAUGUAAAAAGUGUAGACGCUAUGGUCACACAGAAAAAGACUGUAAUGGAUUUACAGAUCCAACCAAAAAAGAUCAAAGAUUAAUCCUAAACACCACGAAUACAACCAAAAGUGUACUAAAGAUUACAAAUAACGACAGCAGAGGCAAUAAAUACUAUAAACAAGUUAAAGUAAAUGGUCAAAUAAUAUCAGGUUUUAUUGACUUUGGUAGUCAGUGCACGUUAUUAAGAAAAGAUUUAGGAUUAAAGUUGAACAUCCCGAUUGAUAACAUCAAUUUACCAAAAUUGAAGGGAUUUGGCAAUGGUAUCUUAAUUCCGUAUGGCCGAAUCAUCAUUCAAGUGGAAUUAGACGGAAUAAAUGAAAGAGUAGAAGCCUAUUUAGUGGAGCCCAAUUUAUUGCCAGCAGAUGUUUUGAUUGGACAAUCCUUCACAGAACUUCCAGAUGUACAAGCGUAUAAAUCUGACACUAAAUUAACAUUUUACAAGAAAUUGGGUACUCAAACUGAAAAACUUCCAAUAGUUAUUAUAGAAAGCGUUUUACUUUCCGGAGUAACAAUUGUUACAUGUGGCACAACAGUUAAAGCAAGCGGUUCUAUUUUCGUUUCUACAGAUCCCUGUUUAAAGAAAGGCAAGGAAUACAUGGUGAUUCCGGGGGUGUAUUCUAUAGAACACGGGAAGGGGACCGUCAUCGUGAUCAGUUUAAAUUCAGAACCAUUUAGUUUGCCACAGGGUACGUUAAUCUCUCGAGCGACAUUCAUUUCAAACGAACUAUUGCCUAAAGUUACAACAGAUGAAACUAUAAUAAAAAAUAUUAGUAGCAUAACAACAAACGACUCGACUAAGACUAUAACUGUCGAUCAGCUUAACGUAGACGAUGGCCUACAAUGUGAAGUAAAAGACAGGCUACUUGAAAUAAUAAAUUCACGACGCGAUUGUUUUGCAUUUUCACUUGAGGAACUGGGACAAACUUCUCACGCUGAAAUGCACAUCAAGCUCAAAGAUGAUGAACCGGUAACCUACAGGCCAUAUCGACUCUCAUUAUCUGAACGCGGGAAACUCAAUGCCAUCAUCAGCGAUAUGUUGACUAAUGGCAUCAUACGAGAGUCAAAAUCUCAGUACGCUAGCCCUAUAAUAUUAGUCGCAAAAAAGAACGGCGAGUCAAGGCUUUGUGUUGACUACAGAGCAUUAAAUAGGAAGACUAUUAGAGAAAAUUUCCCGAUGCCUCUGAUCGAUGAUCAGAUAGAUAGCCUCUCCGGUCAGGUUUUCUUUACGACGCUUGACCUUACUUCUGGAUACCAUCAAGUACCAGUAUCAGAGGAGUCGAAACCACUAACGGCCUUCGUCACUCCAGAUGGGCACUACGAAUACAAUCGUAUGCCAUUUGGGCUGACCAAUGCUCCGGCGGUAUUUCAGAGGCUCAUUUUGAAUCUUCUAAAAAAACGUAAUAUUCCAGGAGUUUUAGCAUACAUGGACGAUAUAAUAAUUGCAUCCAAAACAAUAGACGAAGGAAUGGAAAAGUUGCAAGCCGUACUCGACUUGUUAAAGGAAGCAAACUUGACGUUGAACCUUACGAAAUGUAAUUUCUUUAAAAAAUCAAUUAACUACCUUGGAUUUGAGAUAUCGCACGAAGGUGUAAGGCCAGGUCUUAAAAAGAUUGAAGCUGUUGCUGCCUUUAAGGUGCCCGAAAAUGUACACGAGGUUCGUCAGUUUAUAGGCUUGUCGAGUUUCUUUCGACGUUUUGUACCGGGCUUCGCCUCAAUUGCCAAACCUAUAACCUCUCUUACAAAAGCAAACGCAACAUGGACUUGGGAUAAAGACCAAGUAAAAGCAUUUUCUGAACUUAAAAGAAUAUUAACAACACGCCCAGUAUUAGCCAUUUAUAAUCCCUGCUAUGAGACCGAAUUGCACACUGAUGCUAGUUCCUCCGGACUAGGCGGCAUCUUGCUCCAACGUCAAAGUGCAGCUGCAGCGUUUCGACCUAUAGCAUAUUUUAGCAGGCAGACUACAGCCGAGGAACAACAUUUUCAUUCCUAUGAACUUGAGACGCUGGCCGUUGUCGCAUCGCUUAAUCGAUUCAGAGUUUAUCUCAUUGGCAUUGACUUCAAGGUUGUUACAGAUUGCAAUGCUUUGCGUACAACUUUGACCAAGAGAGACCUUAUACCGAGAAUAGCUCGAUGGUGGCUCUUGGUCCAAGAAUUUUCAUUUUCAAUUGAAUACCGUCCAGGAAAACAAUUAGCUCACGCAGAUGCACUCAGCCGAAACGCACUAUCUUCAGAAAAGGCUAAUGAAUUCUACAGUUCGAAUAGCUUUACUAAUGUGCUACAAAUAGGAGAAGUGCAUUGGUUACAAUCGGUACAGAUGAGUGAUCCCAGACUUUGCCAUAUAAAGGCUGUAUUGGAUGCCAAAAGUCAAGAGGCAAAAGACAUUCAGAAUAACUACGUACUGAAAGAUGGUAAGAUUUAUAGGAGAGUUGAAGGCCAAUUACGAUGGGCGGUACCUAGAGAUGCACGGUGGAAGAUUUGUCAACAGUGCCAUGACGAAGCUGGUCAUUUUUCCUGUGAGAAAACAUUGGAAAAAGUGAAAAGAGAUUACUGGUUUCCUAAAUUGACUCAAUUUGUAAAAAAAUAUGUACGUGCUUGUAUUCCAUGCGCACAUGCCCGACAGCCAGGCGGUAAAAAACAAGGAUUUCUACAUUCCAUACCAAAACCUUGUAACCCUUUUCAAUGCUUACAUAUUGACCAUUUGGGUCCCUUUGUAAAAACCAAACGAGGUAAUAUGUAUAUUCUCGGUAUAAUUGACAGCUUCACAAAGUUUGUGGUAAUAAAAGCGGUCAAAAAUACAAAAAGCAAGACGUCGAUCGACGUUCUUAAGGACGUAUUCGGACUAUUCGGGGUACCGCAAAGCUUGAUAUCUGAUCGGGGAACUAGCUUUACUUCCAAUGAAUUUAAAACAUUCGUUGAAUCAGUAGGACUUAAGCACAUCUUAAACGCAGUGGCUACCCCUCGGGCUAAUGGCCAAAUUGAGCGGUAUAACCCCGCACAAUCCUGGCGUCGAUCACAGCUUUAUGUCAUGGAGAGGAUGAUAGGAAUUGGGACCUUCAUAUUAAUCAGGUGCAAUGGAGUCUCAAUAAUACAGUGAACCAAAGUACUGGCAAAAGUCCUACAGAAAUUAUUUUCGGAAAAAAUACGGUAAAUGCUUCUGAGACUCACCUGCACGAAAUAAUUUCAUCUAAAGAUAUUUCGCCCGAAACUAUACAGAAAAUCAGGAAUGAGGCAAGUGAUAAGUUAGUUAUACAACAAGCGACAAUGAAGGAACGGUUUGAUAAAAAAAGAUGUAAGGCCAAAGUAUACAAGGUCGGGGAUUUAGUAAUGGCACAAAAGAGUACCAGGACACCCGGAGAGAAUCAGAAACUUGUCCCAGCCUUCAGUGGCCCAUAUCGCGUGACAGCAGUGUUGGACCAUGACCGUUAUUUGAUUUGUAGCGUUGAGGGUUACUCAAAAAAAAAGUAUAGUAACGUUUUCCCGGUAGAUAAAUUAAAGCCUUGGGUGACAUUUAAUGAUUCAGAAUCCGAAAGUGAUUACUGCGACAGUAACUAACAAUUAAUCUAAUUAUUCACCCGUACAAAUCGUGUAAUUUUUUGUGUUAUUUAUACUACUGCCCUGUGAUUCUGAUAUAGUGUGCUAUUCAAAUAUACAAAUUUCCUUAAUUCCUUGUCCUGAGUAUUCUUUUCCAACAUCCAGUCCUAAUUGAACUCUAUGAUGCCAACGAGGGUGCAUACAUGGUGCCCUGGCAGUAAAGCAAUGCUGAUAUCCUAGAAGACUGGAGGGAGACCAGAGCACCUUGUGUGUGCACACGGUGCCCAGUAAACAAUGAAAUUUCCUGGAGCGAGGCCGAAGCAUCUUGCGAAUGCAAACGGUGCCAAGACUUGUUGGCUUUUGAUGAUCUGGAGUGAGGCCGAAGCACCUGGUGCGUGCAAGCGGUGCCCAGACUUGUUGAGUUGAAAUGAACUGGAGUGAUGCCGAAACACCCUUUGUGUGCAAGCGGUGCCCAUUCAUAUAAAAUCUCUAGAGAGAGGCCGAAGUACCUUGUGUGUGCAAGCGGUGCCUAGAGAUUACUUAAUUUCGCUGGAGUGAGGCCGAAGCAUACUAUGUAUGCAAGCGGUGCCCAGCCGACCCAAUUUGCUGUACAGAUGCUGUGAACUUCUCGCGAGAAAGGGACGCUGAACAAACUCAAGGCACAUAAUUCCAACAUCUAAACAUUGUACAGAAUGGGGACAUUCUGUGGUGCGGGAUGGCCGACAAAUUAUCAAGCUACCAGUUGUAAUUUUGUAAUUUUUUUUUGCAAUGUGUAAUAUUUCAUUAUAUGAAUGUGUUCCAGUAUAAUAGACAAUUGAUGGUUACAUUUGAUUCCAAUAACAUUUUUUUUAAUAUUAUUUUUUUUCUUGUGUCUGGGACAGCCACCAUUUCAGGAUGGCCGACUGUUAAAAAUAUUAAUUUAAGGUUUUAAUUCUGUCCUUUUUAUUGUUUAAAUAUUGUUAUUUAAAUUACUUGGGAAAAUUUAUAUAAAUCACUAUGGUAUUAAUAGCCUCCUAGGGAGUUGUUUUUAUAUAACUGGCAACUUUUAGAAACAAAACGGAGGUCUAGUAGUUUGAAAUUUGCGGUGUUUAAAAAUUAAUAACAGAUUAAAAGAUUUAAACAGUCU